AUGAACGACACCACGACCACCCCUUCUCCCACUCCGGGUCCCGCCACGAAAGCAUCUCCGACUUUGAAUUCCCCCUCAGUAGCGGCCGGAACGAAACGCAAGCGCGCAUCCGCAGCGAAAUAUUAUGCCGUGAAGGCUGGCUAUCAGCCCGGUGUUUAUUAUGAAUGGCGCGAUUGUUUGACCCAGGUUACCGGGUACAAGGGAGCUGUCUUCCAGGCCUUCCCUUCGUACGAAGAAGCAAAUGCUUUCCUCACUGGGACCCGUGCGCCCGCUGCGCGCGGCGGUACCCCCCUAGAUUCUGAACCCACGAGAUUUUACGGUGUUCAGCGCGGUCGAAUACCCGGUGUUUAUACGGACUGGGCAAAAGCACAGGAGCAGAUCAAAGGCUUUCCCAAGCCGCGUUACAAGAAAUUCUCGACCAGGGAGGAGGCAGAGGAGUUUGCAAGGGAAGGCCAAGGAUCCGGCGCUACGUUCGGAAAGACCCCGGAAUCGCAGAAGCUCGCCGGUGCACCGCGGAUGAUGAACGGGGUCCCUGCAGAUGCGCAGGGUAUACCUUUUGAGGCGGGCACUGGUCCUCUGCCGACCGGAGCGGAGGAUGGGUUUGACCCCAAUGUAUUGUUGGAUCCCAAAACAGGAAAAGUGGUCUAUAAAUCACAGGACCAGAAGGCCGCGACCAAGGUGAAAUCUACUGGUCCGCCGGGGAUGCUGCGCAUCUACACGGACGGUAGCUCCUUGAAAAAUGGCAAAGCGCUUGCCUCAGCGGGCGUUGGGGUUUACUUUGGACCUGGCGAUUCCCGAAAUGUUUCCGAGCCCCUUAAAGGUAGUCGCCAGACCAAUCAGCGUGCCGAGCUGACGGCCAUCCUCCGGGCGCUUGACAUAGCUCCACGACAUCGGGACGUGACCAUCUUCACAGAUAGCCAAUACGCGAUCAACUGUGUGACGGUGUGGUUUACAAAGUGGCGGCGCAACAACUGGAUGACCGCUGGCAACAAGCCGGUGGACAACAAGGAUCUGGUUGAAUCUAUUCUAUCGAAGAUCGAAGAACGCAAUGAGCUGAAGGUGAAGACCUUGUUCGAAUGGGUCAAGGGACAUAGCUCCCACCCUGGGAAUGAGGCCGCCGAUCGUCUGGCGGUGAGUGGUGCUCGACGAGGAGUUUCGGAGAAGGCUGCAGCAUUGGAAGCAGUCAAGGACAUUCCGGACGAGGCUUUUGAGGAGGAGGAUGACGACGACUUCUGA
Messenger RNA from Aspergillus luchuensis, 1236 nucleotides. Its product is annotated as RNA-DNA hybrid ribonuclease. The transcript has 3 exons. NCBI's taxonomy places the organism in Eukaryota, Fungi, Ascomycota, Eurotiomycetes, Eurotiales, Aspergillaceae. The record is from RefSeq and is a predicted model, not a curated record. Gene Ontology annotation, molecular function: nucleic acid binding; RNA-DNA hybrid ribonuclease activity. The coding region runs from base 1 to 1236 and encodes 411 amino acids. Gene Ontology annotation, biological process: DNA replication, removal of RNA primer.